Messenger RNA from Microstroma glucosiphilum, 2014 nucleotides. RefSeq names its product PP2C-domain-containing protein. Gene Ontology annotation, biological process: protein dephosphorylation. The transcript has 5 exons. Bases 358 to 1950 code for a protein of 530 amino acids. The record is from RefSeq and is a predicted model, not a curated record. Gene Ontology annotation, molecular function: cation binding; protein serine/threonine phosphatase activity. Lineage: Eukaryota; Fungi; Basidiomycota; Exobasidiomycetes; Microstromatales; Microstromataceae.
CUGACGUGAAGGCAGUUCCCGCCCACUUGCUGCGACCAUCCUCACCCUCCUCACCACUCGAGCCUCGAAGCAAACGCAACUUUGCUGCUUGCUCUCCUGGUCGCCUUUGCUUCCAUCGCACGAUCUUCACUCCCGGGUCUCCACCUUCUCGCACUCACAGAAUCACUCUUCCUCACGCACCGCAACACACACAUUCUCUGACCUCAGGCACAGCCCAACGCCAAGCCCAGAUCAUAAGGGAUCCUAGAAUUCUUCCAAUCGAGCACUGCUUUGCCUCUGUCAAUCUCGUAGCUGGUUCUACGCAUCUCUUCUCUAACAGCGAGCUCCUCUCCUUCUCCACACACAUCGAGCGCCAACAUGGGCGGCUUGAGAACAGCUCUAGAUGGAUCAGGCAAUGCCAAGUCAAAGGCCGAGUCCACGGCAGAAGGCUCUAACACACAUGGAGUCGUCAACCGACACCCCGCUGCCGACCACGCUCAGCAGACGAAUGAGACUGCCACUACCUCCUCAUCGGAGGCGAAGGACCCCGCCUCCACUACCAAGGCCCUCUGGCCGUUCAAGGUAGGCGUGUCAGAAGACCGCAACCGGCGCUGGCGUCGGACAAUGGAGGACGCACACGCCUUCGUCUAUGACUUUGGUGGUGUUCAUGGCCAAGGCUACUUCUCCGUCUUCGAUGGUCAUGCGGGCAAACAAUCAGCCGAAUGGUGCGGAAAGCACUUUCACGAAUACCUCGUCGAUGCGCUAGCCACGAGCUCACAGGACGGCAAGUCAGCUCCAGUGCCCGACGUACUCAACACUACCUUCCACAAUGUCGACGCUCGACUGUAUGAAUUGGCCAACGAGGAGAAGACUAGCAGCGGAUGCACGGCUGUGACAUGCUUCUUGCGACUCGAAGACGAGGCAGGGAAGCCACUAGCCUUUGCUUCCACCGGCGGCGUUCACCCCGUGGCGGCUAGGAGGCUCAGUGGGAUCGGCGGUGCCGCGAGCGCUCAGGAUCAGACUCCCAAUGAGGCGGGGAGUUCACCAAGUACUGGUGGCACCGCUUCGCUCCCUUCGAGCGAAAGCGGUGGAGGUGGGACCUCUGACAAGGGCGGCAACGGCGGGAGCAUGUUCAAAUCUUUUGCAAGGAGAAUGAGGGGCACUUCUUCGGGGGCCGAGGUGGAAGAAGAAGAAGAGCAGCCGCCAGCGAAGGGCGAGUCAUCGUCAAAUGUUGAGCCAGGCAGCGACGCAAUUGCGGGACCAGAUGGCCUGGUACAGAUCUCAGGCGCAAAGGUUAGGAGAGUGCUGUACACUGCGAAUGUUGGAGAUGCGCGAGCCGUUCUUUGUCGACGCGGGCAAGCAGUGCGCUUGACGUACGAUCACAAGGCUUCAGAUGCGCAAGAAGCAAAGAGAAUCACAGAUGCUGGAGGUUUCGUCAUGAACAACCGUGUCAAUGCCGUCCUCGCCGUGACUCGAUCAUUGGGAGACUCAGCCAUGAAGGAGUUUGUUGUCGGUGCUCCGUAUACCACGGAGACGACGCUCACCGACGAUGACACUUUCCUCAUUGUCGCCUGCGAUGGUCUAUGGGACGUCGUCGAUGAUCAAGAUGCCGUCGAUCUGGUGAAAGACGUUCAAGAUCCUAUUGAGAUGUCGCAGCGCCUGUUGCAGCACGCGCUGAGCAACUUCUCUACGGAUAAUACGAGCGUCAUGGUGGUGAGAUUCCGUGUGGAUGCCAGCGGCUUCCCUUCGACUGCUGCUCCUCGCACUGGCUCAUCUACCGGCGAUGGCUCCUCGGCUACUUCUGUGUCAGGAGGGCUGGCAAAGCAAGGUGACAUGACCGGAUUCGCCACGACGGAGAGUCCAGAAAUGGAGACCUCGAAUAGCGGGAUCACUACAUCGAUUUCUCAACGUCAACAGGAGGCGGCGCAGGAGCAGAGCGAUCGAAGCAAAGGGUCCGCCGAAGCAGACUGAAGCAGAUCGGGACUAAUCUGGUCGUCGUCGCAUCCGGCUCUGUCUCUCCGUGCACUGUGGAAGG